AUGGCGAGUAUUGCAUCUAGUAAAGUGUUUCAAACUGAAUUUGAGUGGAAGUAUAUUGAUUAUAACUGGUUAUCUGAAGGACAGAAAGAUGCGUAUAUUGGAGCGGACUUGUACGAUCACACUAAAAUUGUUCUUAUUGACGUUGACCGUGCACCAGAUGGAAGAACAUUUGUAACAGCUUCAAUGAGGGAAGGUGCUCCAGUAACUUUGGCCACCGUGUCUUCGGAAGUUGGUAAAGGUGGGCCUCUUCUCAGUCCUUACCCUAAUUGGGAUUACUACGAAAAAAGUGACAUUUGUCAAGGCAUAGUUAGCGUGUACAGAAUUUUUAUUGACAACUGCGACAGAUUGUGGUUGCUGGACAAUGGAUGGAUUGGCAACAAAUACAAGUGUCCAGCCAAACUGUUAGCUUUCAAUCUUACAUCUGACCAAGAAGUGGUGAGACAUGUUCUCGAUGACCGCGUGGCCAAAGGUAAAAAUGGAGCUAGUUUAUUCGUGACGCCAAUCGUCAAAACGAACCGUCGAUGUAACAGCACUACGGUGUAUAUGGCUGACGCUUUGGGGCACGGAUUAGUGAUCUAUAAAAAUGGUAAAACAGUCCGAUUGGAAGGUGAUGUAUAUGCUCCCGAUACAAAACACUCACGAGUCUCCUUAGGUGGAUUUGAUUUUUGGGUAUCGCUCGGUGUAAUAGGAAUGGCACUGUCACCGAGAAAAGACGGAAAACGCACUUUAUUUUUUCGAUCCUUUUCUUCCUUGUCCAUUUACGCUGCUGAUACGAGAGAAUUGGAAAAAAGUUUCAAAAAUGGUACAGUGAAUUAUCUAAGGGGCACCGAUAUUUUGCCAAGCCAAGGUUCAGCCAUGGCUUUUAGUUCACACCAUGGUGUGAUGUUUUAUGGUCUUGCCAAUAAAACUGACAUUGGUUGCUACAGAGUACGAAAUUCUUUAAAACCAGAAAAUCUUGGAAUUAUACCAACAGAGGAAGUAAUUUUUCGAUUCGUGAGUGGAAUGAAAGUUAAAAGAAUGAAGCAUAAAAGAGAUUACUUGUUAGUAAUGACCAAUAGAUAUCAGAAAUUUUCUUUGAGAACUGUGAAUUUUAGUGAAAUUAACUACCGCGUUGUAUCAGCUCCUGUUGAUAGUCUUAUCCGAAAAUCCAUUGCAUGCACUUUACUCAAUGAUUGA
Copidosoma floridanum is the source of this 1176-nucleotide messenger RNA. RefSeq names its product major royal jelly protein 2-like. NCBI's taxonomy places the organism in Eukaryota, Metazoa, Arthropoda, Insecta, Hymenoptera, Encyrtidae. The record is from RefSeq and is a predicted model, not a curated record.